AAGCCUCUCUUCUUUUCUGACGACCCACCCCGAAACCUAGAGAGAGAAACAGCGACUCGAAGAUAGGGAGAGAAAGAGAGCGACGCGGAGAGAAGUGAGGAGAGGCUAAGGGGAAAAGCCUCGGAAUCCUCCAAGAACGAUCCCCCCUCUCCUCCAGGACUUCGUAGAUCGUCGCGUCGAAAGAGAGGCGGUUCUCCUCCGUCUCCGAUCUGAUCGCCCGUUAUCUGUCGGAUGAUCUAUGGCAGCCUCAGUUAACAUUAUUGUAGGUUCCCAUGUAUGGAUUGAAGAUCCCAUUUUAGCCUGGAUAGAUGGGGAGGUUUUUCAGAUCAAUGGUAGUGAGGUCCAUGUGCGUACUUCCAAUGGAAAAACGGUUGUUGCAAAUUUAUCGAAGGUGUUUCCCAGGGAUACAGAAGCUCCACCUGGAGGUGUGGAUGACAUGACAAAAUUAUCAUAUUUGCACGAACCUGGUGUACUGCAGAAUCUGGCCGCCCGUUAUGAACUCAAUGAAAUAUAUACAUACACUGGCAAUAUACUGAUUGCAAUAAACCCCUUUCAAAGGCUGCCUCAUCUUUAUGACACUCACAUGAUGGAACAGUAUAAAGGAGCAGCAUUUGGGGAGCUAAGCCCUCAUGUUUUUGCAGUUGCAGAUGUUGCUUACAGGGCAAUGAUAAAUGAAGGAAAAAGCAACUCCAUUUUGGUCAGUGGAGAAAGUGGUGCUGGUAAAACUGAGACAACAAAGAUGCUCAUGAGAUAUCUGGCAUACUUGGGUGGACGAUCUGGAGUAGAAGGAAGGACUGUUGAACAACAAGUAUUGGAAUCUAAUCCAGUUCUUGAAGCUUUUGGGAAUGCCAAAACCAUUAGAAACAACAACUCAAGUCGGUUUGGUAAGUUCGUCGAGAUUCAAUUUGACAAAAGUGGAAGGAUAUCAGGUGCUGCUAUCAGAACCUACUUGCUUGAAAGGUCUCGUGUCUGCCAAAUCAACGAUCCCGAGAGAAAUUACCAUUGCUUUUACCUUCUUUGUGCGGCCCCACCUGAGGAUAUUGCAAAGUAUAAGCUGGGAAAUCCUAGAUCAUUCCAUUAUCUUAAUCAGUCUAAUUGCUUCGAGUUGGAUGGGGUUAAUGAUUCUCAUGAAUAUCUAGCAACUAGAAGGGCCAUGGAUAUAGUUGGAAUCAGCGAGCAAGAACAGGAGGCAAUAUUCAGGGUUGUAGCUGCGAUACUACAUCUUGGAAAUAUAGAAUUUGCAAAAGGGCCAGAGAUAGAUUCAUCCGUAAUUAAGGAUGAGAAGUCAAGGUUCCAUCUCAACAUGACAGCUGAACUGCUGGUAUGUGAUGCCAAAGGUUUGGAAGAUGCACUAAUUAAACGUGUGAUGGUAACACCAGAAGAAGUUAUUACAAGAAGUCUUGAUCCUGCUUCAGCAAUUGUCAGCAGGGAUGGUCUAGCAAAAACGUUAUACUCCCGCCUAUUUGAUUGGCUGGUAGAUAAAAUCAAUGUAUCUAUUGGGCAGGACCCAAACUCAAAGUCACUGAUUGGAGUUCUUGAUAUCUAUGGUUUUGAAAGUUUCAAAUGUAAUAGUUUUGAACAAUUCUGCAUCAAUUUUACAAAUGAAAAGCUGCAACAACAUUUCAACCAGCAUGUCUUUAAAAUGGAGCAGGAGGAGUAUACCAAGGAGGAGAUUAACUGGAGCUACAUUGAGUUUGUUGAUAACCAAGAUGUGCUGGACCUAAUUGAGAAGAAACCUGGUGGAAUCAUUGCACUUCUUGAUGAAGCCUGCAUGUUUCCCAAGUCAACACACGAAACGUUUGCUCAGAAAUUGUAUCAAAUGUUUAAAAACAACAAGCGGUUCAGCAAACCAAAGCUUUCUCGUACUGAUUUUACCAUUUCCCAUUAUGCAGGGGAGGUAUCAUAUCAAGCCAAUCAAUUUCUAGAUAAAAACAAAGACUAUGUGGUGGCAGAACACCAGGAUUUACUGAAUGCAUCUAACUGUCCUUUUGUAGCGGGUUUAUUUCCGCCACUUCCUGAGGAGACAUCAAAAUCUUCCAAAUUUUCCUCCAUUGGGUCACGCUUUAAACUGCAACUUCAAUCUCUCAUGGAGACCUUAAGCUCUACAGAACCUCAUUACAUCAGAUGUGUGAAGCCAAAUAAUCUCCUUAAACCUGCUAUUUUUGAGAACUUCAACAUUAUCCAUCAGCUUCGCUGUGGAGGUGUUCUUGAAGCAAUUAGGAUCAGCUGUGCUGGAUAUCCAACUAGAAGAACUUUUUAUGAAUUUCUUCAUCGUUUUGGUGUUCUUGCCCCAGAAGUUUUGGAAGGAAACUGUGAUGACAAAGUUGCGUGCCUAAAAAUUUUGGAUAAAAUGGGACUCAAAGGUUACCAAAUAGGAAAGGCCAAGGUGUUUCUGAGAGCUGGCCAGAUGGCUGAAUUGGAUGCUAGAAGAGCUGAGGUACUAGGAAGAGCUGCCAGAACUAUUCAGAGACAGAUUCGUACACAUAUUGCUCGCAAGGAAUUCCUUAUGCUGCGUAAAGCUGCUAUUCAUUUGCAAGCUCGUUGGAGAGGAAAAUUGGCUUGUAAGUUGUAUGAGCACAUGAGACGGGAAGCUGCAGCACUGAAAAUUCAGAAAAAUUUGCGUCGGUAUUUUGCCAGGAAAUCUUAUACAACACUUAGAUCAUCUGCAAUCACAUUGCAGACAGGCUCCAGGGCAAUGGCUGCUCGUAAGGAAUUUAGAUUCAAAAAGCAAACCAAAGCAGCAAUUCUUAUCCAGGCUCAAUGGCGUUGUCACAGAGAUUAUUCAUACUACAAAAAUCUGUGGACAGCAACACUUACUUAUCAGUGUGCUUGGAGACAAAGACUUGCAAGGAGAGAGCUCAGAAAGCUCCGAAUGGCUGCAAGAGAAACAGGAGCCCUCAAAGAGGCAAAAGACAAACUUGAAAAGCGUGUGGAGGAAUUGACAUGGCGUUUGCAGUUGGAGAAACGAUUAAGAACUGAUCUAGAGGAGACAAAAGCACAAGAAAUUGCUAAGCUGCAGGAUAUGUUGCAUGAGAUGCAGCUGCAGCUAGAAGAAGCAAGCUCCACGCUCACCAGGGAACGAGAGGCUGCUCGAAAGGCUAUUGAAGAAGCACCGCCAGUAAUCAAGGAAACCCCUGUCUUAGUUCAGGACACAGAAAAGAUUGAUUCAUUGACUGCUGAAGUUGAACACCUGAAGGCCUUGUUGCUAACAGAAAGUCAGGCAACUGAUGCAUCCAAGAAAGCACACUUUGAAGCUCAAGAAAGGAAUAAUGAACUAGCUAAGAAAGUUGAAGAUGCUGAUACAAAAACCGAUCAGCUCCAAGAAACUGUUCAAAGACUUGAAGAGAAAGUAUCCAAUCUGGAGUCAGAGAAUCAAGUACUUCGUCAACAGGCACUUUCCAUUUCACCAACUGGCAGGGCAUUGGCUGCACGUCCAAAAACAACUAUCUUGCAGAGAACUCCGGAGAAUGGGAAUAUUCCAAAUGGUGAAACUAAACUUGCAUUGGAUUUGAGUCCUGCCUUACCUAAUCCGAAGGAUCUUGAGAGUGAGGAGAAACCACAGAAGUCACUGAAUGAAAAGCAACAGGAAAACCAGGACUUGCUGAUUAAGUGCAUCUCUCAAGACCUAGGGUUCACUGGGGGCAGACCUAUUGCUGCUUGCCUCAUAUACAAAUGUCUUCUUCAUUGGAGAUCAUUUGAAGUUGAAAGGACUAGCGUUUUUGACCGUAUCAUUCAAACGAUAAGCUCAGCCAUAGAGGCCCAGGAUAACAAUGAUAUAUUAGCCUAUUGGUUAUCCAACUCAUCUACAUUAUUGUUGCUCCUGCAACGAACAUUGAAAGCAAGUGGAGCAGCCAGCUUGACUCCACAGAGGCGGAGAACAUCAGCUUCUUUGUUUGGGAGAAUGUCUCAAGGUAUCCGGGCCUCUCCUCAAAGUGCUGGGUUUCCUUUUCUUAAUAGUCGUCUGAUUGGUGGAUUAAAUGACUUGCGCCAAGUUGAAGCCAAAUAUCCUGCCCUGCUUUUUAAGCAACAGCUUACAGCUUUCCUCGAAAAAAUUUAUGGAAUGAUAAGAGACAAUUUGAAGAAAGAGAUAUCCCCACUACUUGGUUUGUGUAUCCAGGCUCCUCGAACAUCUCGUGCAAGCUUAGUGAAAGGAUCGCGCUCUCAAGCAAAUGCCAUAGCCCAGCAAGCUUUGAUUGCACACUGGCAAAGCAUUGUGAAAAGCUUAACCAACUACUUGAAAACACUGAGAGCCAAUUAUGUUCCCCCAUUCUUAGUGCGCAAGGUUUUUACCCAGACAUUUUCAUUUAUCAAUGUUCAACUAUUUAACAGCCUUCUUCUUCGGCGCGAGUGCUGUUCAUUUAGCAACGGUGAAUAUGUCAAAGCAGGAUUGGCUGAGCUAGAACACUGGUGCUAUGAUGCAACUGAAGAGUAUGCAGGUUCAGCUUGGGAUGAGUUGAAGCAUAUUAGGCAGGCUGUCGGAUUCUUGGUCAUACAUCAAAAGCCCAAGAAGACAUUAAAGGAGAUAACCAAUGACCUAUGCCCAGUGCUUAGCAUACAACAGUUAUACAGAAUCAGUACAAUGUAUUGGGAUGACAAAUAUGGCACACAUAGUGUUUCUUCAGAUGUUAUUUCAAGUAUGAGAGUCAUGAUGACCGAGGACUCAAAUAAUGCUGUAGGCAGCUCUUUCUUGUUGGAUGAUGAUUCCAGCAUACCAUUUACAGUGGAUGACAUCUCCAAGUCAAUGACAGAGAUAGAUAUAGCAGAUGUUGAUCCACCACCUUUGAUUCGUGAGAACUCAGGCUUUGCUUUCUUGCAACAGAGAAAGGAAUAAUGAUCCUUUCUUGGGUCCUUUUUUCUCUCCUCCCAUGCAUCUUUUAGGCUUUCUCCACCAUUCCCCGUAACCUGUGCAUAAAUAUCAACCUCAUCUUCAUCAUGUAAAUACAAUAUCAUUCUAUUCCUACAAAAUCAGUUGGUCAGCCCAGGGUAGUUGGUAGAUCUUCUUUUCUAGUAUUUGAAUUUGAUUGAUUGAAUUUUUUCAUAUAUAUAUUUUUUCAUGUGUGAGGUGUAUUUAGAGGCAGCAAGCCACUAUUCCGACUCUGGGCUGGUAUUGAAAAUGCCCGGGGUAUACUAUAGUCACUCCAAAGGGUUCCACAGUUACAAGUUGUGAUUUGACUAUUACUGUGUGUAUACUUUGUAAGUUAUGAAAGGAGCAACGGAGGCACCAUCUUGGGGCUUAUAUCUGUUGUAUGUCACAACUAUUGUAAUGUAAUGCAUUAUUCUUUCUGUUAAGAGUCUUCUGAAUCUAGGUUUUGUAUAUUAUGAUUAGACAGCAGUUUCAGCUGGAUCUCUAGAGCCACAAAACCAUGGAUUCAAUUUGCUGCUACUUUGUGGCCGAACAAAAAUAAAAUAUCUACUUGGUGUGA
Messenger RNA from Phoenix dactylifera (date palm), 5423 nucleotides. Its product is annotated as myosin-17-like. Gene Ontology annotation, biological process: actin filament organization. Gene Ontology annotation, cellular component: membrane; myosin complex; cytoplasm. Gene Ontology annotation, molecular function: actin filament binding; microfilament motor activity; ATP binding. Lineage: Eukaryota; Viridiplantae; Streptophyta; Magnoliopsida; Arecales; Arecaceae. The record is from RefSeq and is a predicted model, not a curated record.